This is a messenger RNA of Cyclocybe aegerita, 1689 nucleotides long. The record is from the annotation of a GenBank genome assembly. Lineage: Eukaryota; Fungi; Basidiomycota; Agaricomycetes; Agaricales; Hemipholiotaceae.
AUGGUGUCACCUUGGGCUUGGAUACCCUUCUCGCGAUUGGGCAUGCAGACCAGCUUCUCUGUGUUCUCCUUGGCGCUACAUGCUAUUCGGUUCGUCAAGAUACCUGACCGGGUCCAAGCGAUAUUGACCGUGGCGUUGGCCGGGUCGCCUCGCAAGAGUCUAGAGCAGUCGGGCGUCCGCCGCGGCCGCGCAUUGGCUUCACGCGUCAUGGAUUUGACUGGCGCAGGUGUUUUGGAUGGGUUGUAUAUCCCAACGGCUACCCCGCCCAUUCUGUCGCCUCUUGCACUGUAUCGCGAUGAAUUCACCUCCUACGUCUUUUCUGACGCGCAGGACCUCCAAGCUGCAACGAACUACUCGAUGUGCCCCAUCGAUCCGUUCACCGACUUUCCUCCCCUUGAAGGCACUCCCAAUCUUGCCUCCGUCCCCAUUUCUCGUCGUCCACGUGAGCGUCGGUCGGUGGCAUCUGCGUGGGGACGAAUGUAUCACCCAUACCGGACCACCACUCACCGUCAGUACAAGGCUCAAGAAUCACACCGUGGCAGCGGUAUGGACGCUCCCUUAGUCCGGGGCUUGGUACCUUUGGAGUCGACACCACACCCCUGUGGUGGUUACAACGUCCAGUCGUCCCAGCGGUCCUCAAACGCGGUUGCAGGACCUUCACGCAUUCGACUUGAGGAUCUGGACUGCGAGUACGAUGGCGCCAUAGACUCGACCACGAUUCCUUCCGCCUAUUUAUCUCUAUCUGGGCAUUCAACGUCAACCUCGCCUUCCGCCUCACUUAACGACACGGGCGACGCCAUCAUGAGCCAACCCGCGCCUAUUUUCGGGCCCUACGCCCAAGUGGAUAUAGCUGAUGAUAUCUCCGACAUUGCACCUGGCGAUGGAUUCACUCGGCCUGGAUUGUCAAGUUUCUCGCCGCUGAGCUCCUGGCAGACGGAUCGCUUUGACGCUCUCCCAUCUUCAUGGGAAUAUCCCGGCCUCUCAUCUAAUGUACUUGCUGGCUCGUUUGUGGAGAUGCCUUGGCUUUUCGACGAGUUGGAAGCGCUCGCUAAGUCGGCUCCAUUCCACUUCGGCGACGAUGAGCUGGAUCCCCAUCUCCUGGUUGACUCUGAGGGUGCCGCCUCUACUCGCACAACGUCUUCCGACGACCGUUCCCCAACGCACGACGACUUCAACGAGGCGUUGCUCUGGCUAUCGCCAACCGAGUUCGCCAAAGAGCACCGCCAAAUGUUUCGGUGCAGGCUGCCGCGAGACUCGAAGCGCCGAGGGCUUCUGGACGCAGCGCUUAGUGCCGAUAGCGACGAGUGUGGAGCGCUUUGCCACACACCAGCUGCCUUCGACAGGCACCUAACCGUCGACCACGAGAUCCCACAUGCAAAGGAUGUCAAGGAUAGUGCUCGCUGCGCAUGGCCCAAAUGCAAGAGCCAAAAGGUCAUGGAGGUCGGCAGCUACCAUCGACACGUCCUCGAGAAGCACGCGAUGCAUUGGCGGUGCCCAUUUGUAAACUGCCCGCAGCGCGAGAGGGAGACCAUGGACAAGAAGACGGGCGAGAAGGUGACGUCGUACCCGAGGCAUACAAACCUUGGGACGCACAUAAGGGAGUACCACGAUCCCGGUGACCUGCAAAGGAUGAAGCUGAUGUACGGGCAGGGGUGGAAGUUCGCCUUCGCCUGUUUUCACGGGCAAUAG